AUGCUCUCUCCCCCCCUCCUCUGUCACAUGCUCUCUCCCCCCCUCCUCUGUCACAUGCUCUCUCCCCCCCUCCUCUGUCACAUGCUCUCUUCCCCCCUCCUCCGUCACGUGCUCUCUCUCCCCCUUCUCUGUCACAUGCUCUCUCCCCCCCUCCUCUGUCACAUGCUCUCUCCCCUCCUCUGUGACAUGCUCUCUCCCUUCCUUCUGUCACGUGCUCUGUCCCCUCCUCUGUCACAUGCUCUGUCCCCUCCUCUGUCACAUGCUCUGUCCCCUCCUCUGUCACAUGCUCUGUCCCCUCCUCUGUCACAUGCUCUGUCCCCUCCUCUGUCACAUUCUGUCCCCUCCUCUGUCACAUUCUGUCCCCUCCUCUGUCACAUUCUGUCCCCUCCUCUGUCACAUUCUGUCCCCUCCUCUGUCACAUUCUGUCCCCUCCUCUGUCACAUUCUGUCCCCUCCUCUGUCACAUGCUCUGUCCCCUCCUCUGUCACAUGCUCUGUCCCCUCCUCUGUCACAUGAUCUGUCCCCUCCUCUGUCACAUGCUCUGUCCCCUCCUGCUCUGACCACUCCCGUGCUCUCCCCUCCUGCUCUGUCCCAUCCCGUGCUUUUACCUCCUGAUCUGUCCUUCCCUUGCUCUCCCCUCCUGCUCUGUCCCCUCCUUUGUCACAUGCUCUGUCCCCUCCUCUGUCACAUGCUCUGUCCCCUCCUCUGUCACAUGCUCUGCCCCCUCCUCUGUCACAUUCUGUCCCCUCCUCUGUCACAUUCUGUCCCCUCCUCUGUCACAUUCUAUCCCCUCCUCUGUCACAUUCUGUCCCCUCCUCUGUCCCAUGCUCUGUCCCCUCCUCUGUCACAUGCUCUGUCCCCUCCUCUGUCACAUGCUCUGUCCCCUCCUGCUCUGACCUCUCCCGUGCUCUCCCCUCCUGCUCUGUCCCAUCCCGUGCUUUUACCUCCUGAUCUGUCCUUCCCUUGCUCUCCCCUCCUGCUCUGUCCCCUCCCUUGCUCUCCCCUCAUGCUCUGUCUCCUCCCAUGCUCUCCCCUCCUGCGCUGUCCCUUCCCGUGCUCUCACCUCCUCUAUCACAUGCUCUGUCCCCUUCUCUGUCCCCUCCUCGAGAACCCACUGUUGGAGGCAGCAGGGGAUGGCAAGCUGGGCACGGACCAGCGUGAAAACCGCAGGCAGGCAGCAGCCGCAGAGGUGGGGUGGGGAGCAACAACCCGCAGAGGUGGGGUGGGGGGAGUGACGAAGUGGGGAGAGAGGUUGGGGAAUGAGGGGCAGAGGUGGGGUGGAGGAAUGAAGGGCGGAGGUGGGGUGGGGGGGAUGGCUUAUCAGUACAGGCGCAAUGAGGGAAAGUGGUGUGAUGAGAUCGAGAGUGAGACUGUGCUGAUGAUACAGCAGUCGUGUGCUGAAGUCUCACCUCCCCCUGCUGUUUCCCCCUUCCCCCUCCCCCAUUGA
This is a messenger RNA of Closterium sp. NIES-65, 1446 nucleotides long. NCBI's taxonomy places the organism in Eukaryota, Viridiplantae, Streptophyta, Zygnematophyceae, Desmidiales, Closteriaceae. The record is from the annotation of a GenBank genome assembly.